This is a messenger RNA of Heterocephalus glaber (naked mole-rat), 2152 nucleotides long. RefSeq names its product SPG21 abhydrolase domain containing, maspardin (gene Spg21). Gene Ontology annotation, molecular function: CD4 receptor binding. Lineage: Eukaryota; Metazoa; Chordata; Mammalia; Rodentia; Bathyergidae. The record is from RefSeq and is a predicted model, not a curated record. Gene Ontology annotation, cellular component: trans-Golgi network transport vesicle; cytosol.
CACAGCUCCUAAAGAGGUGACAUGGAAAAAAAAAAUAGGUGCAUAUCUCACCCAUGCUGCUGGGAAAGCAUUUUAGAGUUGUCCAAGUUCUAGACUAGAAUUAAAGACUCCUGAACCACAGGGUAGGGGUCAUGACUAAGGACAAAGUUUAACUGGCAUCUCCUCUAACCUCAAUCUCAUAAACAGUUGCCUGGGUACAGGCAAAGUCUACAGGCCUUUUAACGGGGUAUAAGCUUUCCCUAAAACAUUAGGGAGAGGCACUUCCAACAGGACCUUGUUGCAGGAGUCUUAAAAAACUUCAAACAAGAUUUAUAUGUUAUUCAAACUUAUACGUGCAAAUGUUUUACUGAAAAAAGGAGAACUGACGCCUGCAACGUCGUGCUUAAGAACAAUGAUUAUAAACGUAUUAAUUUCUCUGCGCCACAGGAAAAGGAUGUAUGUCUGAGGUCAAGCCUAGUGCUAAGGAAGGAGACACGGUCUCAACUAUGUAGUCCAGGCUGGCCUCGAAAUCGCAGCGAUCCUCUAGCCACAGUUUCCCUAGUGCUGGGAUUUCUGGUGUGCACCACCAUGCCCGGGAAAGCGCCUCGUUCUUUCACAGCCGUAACUUCCUCCUGGGUGCCCAGAUCAGACAGGGUUAACCUCCAUUUCAGCUAAUCAUGGGAGAGAUUAAAGUCUCUCCUGAUUAUAACUGGUUUAGAAGUACAGUUCCCCUUAAAAAGAUUAUCGUAGAUGAUGAUGACAGUAAAAUAUGGUCGCUCUACGAUGCGGGUCCCAGAAACAUCAGGUGUCCUCUCAUAUUUCUGCCUCCUGUCAGUGGAACGGCGGAUGUAUUUUUCCGGCAGAUUUUGGCUUUGACUGGAUGGGGUUACCGGGUUAUAGCUUUGCAGUAUCCAGUUUAUUGGGACCACCUUGAAUUCUGUGAUGGAUUCAGAAAACUUCUAGAUCAUUUACAACUGGAUAAAGUCCAUCUGUUUGGGGCUUCUUUGGGAGGCUUUUUAGCCCAGAAAUUUGCUGAAUACACUCACAAAUCUCCUAGAGUCCAUUCCCUCAUUCUCUGCAAUUCCUUCAGUGACACCUCCAUCUUCAACCAGACUUGGACUGCGAACAGCUUUUGGCUGAUGCCUGCAUUUAUGCUCAAAAAAAUAGUUCUUGGAAACUUUUCAUCUGGCCCAGUGGACCCUAUGAUGGCUGAUGCCAUUGAUUUCAUGGUGGACAGGCUGGAAAGUCUGGGUCAGAGUGAACUGGCUUCAAGACUGACCCUGAAUUGUCAGAAUUCUUAUGUGGAACCUCAUAAAAUUCGGGACAUUCCUGUAACCAUUAUGGAUGUGUUUGACCAAAGCGCACUUUCAACUGAAGCUAAAGAAGAAAUGUACAAAUUGUACCCUAACGCCCGGAGAGCGCACCUUAAAACAGGAGGCAACUUCCCCUACCUGUGCAGAAGCGCAGAGGUGAAUCUUUACGUACAGAUACAUUUGCUGCAAUUCCACGGAACCAAAUAUGCUGCCAUUGACCCAUCCAUGGUCAGUGCGGAGGAGCUGGAGGUGCAGAAGGGCAACCUCAGCAUCAGCCAGGAGGAGCAGUAGACGUGGCUGUCGCCGUGAAUGAGGUGCCCCAACGUGUGUGUGUACAAUCAAUGAUGUCAGCGCCACCGCCGGCCUCCUUGAGGCCCAGGUUCUCACUGUGCUUUGGAAGUGGGACUGACUGUCACCUUCCUGAGAGGGGCAGCACUUCUAAGCCAGUGUAAUGGUUCCCUCUUCAGUUUUUUUAGCUUUUUCAAUUUGAAGAAGUCCUUUGGAAGACUCAUUUUAACAGGGAAAAUUUUGCUACCAGAAGUCUUCACUACUGUGUUCCUAAGUGAGUCUUAAUUUCCAAGGUUUGGGGAUUUUUUUUUUCCUUUUCCUUUCCUGUCUUCUUUCUUGCUUUUUAUGUUAUUUACUAUAAACACCACAUAUCAGGAUUAUGUGUCAGAAGGACAUGGGUUAUUUUUGUGCUUUUGGCGCAUAACCAUUGCCAUAGUGCCAGACUAGCACUCUGUUGGCUCACUUGCAAAUCAACUACUUUUAAUUUCUAAUUAAGUGCACUGUUUUGACUGUCAGCAGUCGUCUUUCCAGACAUCAUACAGUCAUUUGGAAUAAAAAUUCAAUUUCAGUGA